AUGAAAGAAAGUGAUGAUAUAACAUCAAAUGACAAGAAAAGAAAAAGAGGAGAAAAUGAAGAAGAAACUAAAGACGCUAGUAAUAAACUGAAGAAAAAAGGCAUCGAAUUUGAAAGUGAUGAAGAAUUUGAAAAAUAUUUAAUAAAUCAUUUUAAAAAAGAAAAAAAUUAUAGCAUAGAUGAAUAUGUAUUUUCAGACAUGAUAAAGAAAUUAUAUAACGAUAUAAAAAAAUAUAAAACAAUAGAUGAUAUGGCAAAUGAAAUAAAAAAUUUAGCUAUUGAAAGUAUAUCAAAAAAUUUAGAACUCAUAUGUAAUAAUGAAUGUACUAGUUCAUUUUUUAUCGAAAAAUAUCGAGUCAAAUAUAUGAAUGAACAAGCAGAGUUAAAUAUUAAAUCCGCUCAAAAUAAUUUUAAGGAAUUUAUGAUAUUAUAUAAUAAUGACAACUUUGAUAAUUUUAGCUUAGAAGUUAAUACAAACAUUGAAGAAAAGAAAGGCGAAAAUGACAUAAAAAAAAAUGUAACUCAAAAAGAGUAUAUAAAAGAUGAAGAAGAUAAAAAUGAAGAUGGUGAUAAUGAUACGGUUAAAAAAGAAAACAAAACAAAUGAGGCAAUGACAAAAGAAAAUGUAUACCAAGUUAAUAUAUGGAAAGAGAAAAUAAAAUGUAAAAUUGAAAAUGUAAAUGAAAAUAAUAAUAUAUUAAUAAAAAUAGUAAAUUAUUUAUCAAGUAUUGCUUUACAUGUAGAUCAUAUACCAACUAGAAUAAACAAAUUUGAUAUAUUAAAAAAAUUAAAUGAAUUAGAUUAUGAUCCAUUAAAUAUAAAUAUAUGGGAUACAUAUAACAGUAAAGAGGUAAGACCAUUUUCUUUAUCAACUGCUCCAUCUUUUCACAGAAAAGCAAAUAUAUAUUUUAAAAAAAGUACUAAAAUGAAUGAAUUAUUAAACUAUUUACGUGAAAAACCACAUAGUAUUAAUAUUAGGGGGUGGAAUUUUAAUAAUGUAAAAAGAAAUAACUAUCACUAUUUAGAUUUUAGAUUAUGCCCACCUAUAUGCUCACACGACGAAAGAAUAAAAAUAGAUUAUAAAUAUGCUAAAAAUAUUGUUAGGAAGUUAGACAGAUCGUGUCAUAUUGAUUCAUUAUUUAUACAAAGCAUGACAGAAGAAAACGAUUUUGAAGAUAAAAGAAAAAAAAGAAAAACAGGAGAUGAAGCGCAAGAGAAAGAUGCUGCAAAAGAGGAAGCCGCUCCAAAGGGUAAAGGCGCGGGAAAAAGAGGAGGAAGAAAAAAAAAAGAUAAUAAUGAUGAAUCGAACAAUGCAAACGAUCUGGACGACAUUGAUAAACUAGAUGGUGAAGAAAGUUAUAUUAUUGAAAUAAUUGAAGAAAAUACAGAUUUAGAUACACGAAAAAAAUUAGAUAUCCUGAUUUUGUAUUUAAGACUUGUUCAUAAUUUUUGUUAUUAUUCCGCUAGAAAAUUUAAUACAUAUGAUGAAAUGGUUAGAGAAUGUGGAUACUUUUAUUUACGAGUAAAUAUGGAUAAUGCAUUUUAUACAAAUUUAAUUCCAAUUUUUUAUGAAAAUUAUAAUGUUAAGAGAUUAGGAUACUAUGUGAAUGAUAAAAGCAAUACUAUUCAUUUGUCUGGAAAUAAUAAUGAUGAUUUAAUAAAUAAAGUAACUCAGAGCGAUAAUUUUAAUAAAGGUAACGAUGAAAUAAAUGCAAAUAAGGAGUUACAACUAAUAAAAGACAAGUUCUUUAAAAAUGAAGAAAUAUCUUAUUGUCAACUUAAAUGGGUUGCAAAUUUUGAUCAAGAAAUUAAUGCAGCAAUAAAAGAGAAUUAUAACGAAAUAAUUGAUAUCGAACAAACUAAUGAAUUUAAAGAAAUAUUAAAUAAGGGUUAUAUAUUAAAAAAAGAAUCUAACACUGAUAGUGGUACAAAUAAAACAGAAAUUAGAUGUGCAAAAUGUAUGAAACUUUUUAAUAACAUUACUGAUGUACCUAAUCAUAUUUUUAUUAAACAUAAUCAAAUUAAAAUGAAAUUAAUUACGGAAACUGAAGCACAAAUUAUGCAAAGAUAUUUUUACAAAAGCCCUCAUAGUUUUAACUUUUUUUUUAUGAUGGAAAAAAAACAUAAUUCUAAUAAUUCUAAAAAUUAUUUAAAUAAUAAAAGUACAUAUUUUAAGAAAAAUAAUUAUAAAAAUCAAAAUUUUCAUUUAGUCACAAAUAAUUCAAGAGAUCAAUACAAAGAUUUUGACGAUCCAAAUGCAAAUUUUUUGGAUAAUGUAAAACAAUCUUCGAAAAAAAAUAGCGAUUUUUAUGAUGACACAUAA
Plasmodium vinckei vinckei is the source of this 2322-nucleotide messenger RNA. Its product is annotated as conserved Plasmodium protein, unknown function. The record is from RefSeq and is a predicted model, not a curated record. The transcript has a single exon. NCBI's taxonomy places the organism in Eukaryota, Apicomplexa, Aconoidasida, Haemosporida, Plasmodiidae. Gene Ontology annotation, biological process: primary miRNA processing; mRNA processing. Gene Ontology annotation, cellular component: nuclear body. The coding region runs from base 1 to 2322 and encodes 773 amino acids.